Messenger RNA from Propithecus coquereli (Coquerel's sifaka), 2781 nucleotides. It is a transcript of the gene RSAD1, whose product is annotated as radical S-adenosyl methionine domain containing 1. The record is from RefSeq and is a predicted model, not a curated record. Gene Ontology annotation, molecular function: 4 iron, 4 sulfur cluster binding; coproporphyrinogen oxidase activity. NCBI's taxonomy places the organism in Eukaryota, Metazoa, Chordata, Mammalia, Primates, Indriidae. Gene Ontology annotation, cellular component: cytoplasm. Gene Ontology annotation, biological process: porphyrin-containing compound biosynthetic process. Bases 76 to 1404 code for a protein of 442 amino acids. The transcript is spliced from 9 exons.
CUCCGCACUGCACAGACCGGUGCGUCCUGGGCGCGUCUCUGGCUCAGACCCCUGCCCCGCGCCGCGUUGGGCGCCAUGGCUGUCCCCCAAGCCCGGGCCCGCGGCUGGGCGGCGGCGGCCAGAGUGGCCCAGCGGCGCCGCCGCGUGGAGGGCACGGGAGGACCCCCACGUUCUGAGCCCGCGAGCCAGCGCGCGGCGCUUUACGUGCACUGGCCCUACUGCGAGAAGCGCUGCAGUUACUGCAACUUCAACAAGUACAUCCCCCGCGGCGUGGAGGAGGCUGCCAUGCGGAAGUGUCUGGUGACUGAGGCUCAGACGCUGCUGCGGCUCAGCGGGGUGCGACGGGUGGAAUCUGUGUUCUUUGGUGGGGGGACGCCCAGUCUGGCCAGUCCCCACACCGUGGCUGCUGUCCUGGAGGCUGUGGCACAGGCAACUUACCUGCCUGCAGACUCCGAAAUCACACUGGAGGCUAAUCCCACUUCAGCCCCAGGCUCCAGGCUGGCAGAGUUCGGGGCAGCAGGGGUCAACAGAUUGUCCAUUGGCCUCCAGUCCCUAGACGACACAGAGCUCCGACUGCUGGGGCGGACACACUCGGCCGGCGACGCUCUGCAGACUCUGGCAGCGGCGCGGCGCCUCUUUCCGGGGCGCGUGUCCGUGGAUUUGAUGCUGGGGCUGCCGGCACAGCAGGUGGGGCCGUGGCUUGGGCAGCUGCAGGAACUCCUGCGCCACUGUGACGACCACGUCUCCCUCUACCAGCUGUCCCUGGAGCGGGGCACCGCACUCUUCGCGCAGGUGCAGCAAGGCACCCUUCCUGCCCCCGACCCGGAGCUCGCCUCUGAGAUGUACCAGGGGGGUCGAGAAGUCCUUCGCGAGGCUGGCUUCCGCCAGUAUGAGGUCUCCAACUUUGCCCGGAAUGGGGCGCUCAGCACCCACAAUUGGACUUACUGGCAGUGCGGUCAGUAUCUUGGCGUUGGGCCUGGAGCCCAUGGACGAUUUGUACCCCAGGGGGCCGGGGGCCACACCCGGGAGGCUCGAAUCCAGACACUGGAGCCUGACAACUGGAUGAAGGAGGUGAUGCUGUUUGGUCAUGGUACCCGGAAGUGCAUCCCCCUGGGCAGGCUGGAGAUGCUGGAGGAAGUUUUGGCCAUGGGCCUGCGCACUGAUGUGGGGAUCACUCACCAGCACUGGCAGCGAUUUGAUCCCCAGCUGACCCUGUGGGAUGUGUUUGGAGCAAGCAAGGAGGUGAAGGAGCUGCUGGAGCGGGGCCUACUGCUGCUGGAUCACAGAGGUCUCCGGUGUUCCUGGGAGGGUCUGCCUGUGCUAGACUCUCUGUUGCUGACCCUUCUGCCUCAACUCCAAGAGGCCUGGCAGCAGAGAACCCCCUCUCUUGUGCCAGGAGGAUGAUCAGAUGUUCCUGAAUCCCAAGGUAUUACCAGGUGGGCUCAGGCUGAGCCGGUACUGCAGACAUCUCUGCUGUCCGGUCCCAUCUCUGCUCUGUGUGGUCACUGCCCGGCCCUGGCAUCCAUGAGAGUGGCCACAGGGAGGUGGAUGGGAGGACAUUUCUGGUCUGGAACUGGCAUCCCAUUCAGCAUCUCAGGACUCGCAGACCAGCACGUGUUCCAUGGCUGAGAAUUACUCACUGCCCACAUCAGCUUCUUUUGCCUUCUUGGUACCAAAGAGUGAACCGUGUUUGGAAAUCUCCCUACAGAGAAUGACCUCCAGAAGAGAAGCCUUCCUCACUCUGGAGUGAGGUCCUGAGAAAGCUGCUUGAGUUAGGAAAACCAUAUCCCCUCUAGGUAUUUUAAGCAGGAAGGGAUUUAAUAUAGGAAUGAAGUAUUUACAAAACCAUUGAAAGGGGUGGAGAAAUGAAAACCGGAGAAAGCCACCACCCUGUGUCGGGAAAUCAGAAUGUUGCAGGAGGCACAGGAAACUCCUGCUGAUGGUCUCAGCAGCCAGCAGCAUAAAAGCAGAUGAUUUAUAGGAAAAUGCCCAGAAGACACUACAAAACCUCGUGCUUACUGUCUGCCACUGUUGGAGAAGGAGUAAUGGUUUCUACAAGUGCCUCUCAUUAGUGGACUCUAAAGCAAAUCCUGGCUGGCAGGAGACUAAGGAAUAUAGUUUUCAGGUUUCCAGCCCCUGCAAUACAGGAGAGAGCAUAGAAGGACUGGCGUAUGCUGGCGGACCCAUGCAUGUCUCCAGCGCGGUGGCUUGCUGGACUCUGAGAACAGUGGGAAAGGUCAGAGCAAGGCUUGCCCUUUCUCCUCUGCCAGCCAGGGAAUGUUUCAGGUGGCAGGAGCCACAGUCUCUCCUGAUCCACUCCCCCAUGUCCCUCCCUCUCCUGUAGCCUUUCCAUCAAGAGAGUGAAGGUGGGAAGACCCAGAGCAUUUGUGAUUCUCUUUUGUCUUUUACCUACAGAAAUAUUUCCAUGGUUCUAUUCAAAUAGCCUAAUAAACCCAUCUGGAGCCUGCCUUUACUCUGGCCCCUCCUUUGUCCCGGCUCCUUCCCCAUGUGUGGGAUUCUGAUUUGGGGACUAGAAGCUUAGUCCAGGACUGAGAUUCCUUCCCCCACUCCUUAUAUUUUAUUUUGAAAGAUUUCAAACCUAUACAAAAGAUGAAAGAAUAGUUCAAUGUAAACCAUAUAUCCUUCCUCUGCAGUGUUUCUGGAAAGCCUGGAAAUAGGCAGACAUUCAUAAUAUCAUCAAGGACAUCUUCCAGCUAUAAAAAAAUAAGAUAACCAUGUUCCAGACUUUUUGGUCAUCCUAUAGAUUCAUCAUUUGUUCAU